Molecule: messenger RNA, 2281 nt
Organism: Juglans regia (Persian walnut)
Lineage: Eukaryota; Viridiplantae; Streptophyta; Magnoliopsida; Fagales; Juglandaceae
Product: serine/threonine-protein kinase AtPK2/AtPK19-like
Exons: 6
Coding region: 208-1641 (477 amino acids)
Biological process (GO): protein phosphorylation
Molecular function (GO): protein serine/threonine kinase activity; ATP binding
Source: RefSeq, a predicted model, not a curated record
AGCACCAAGAGGCGCGUUGAGAGCCGCAGCCCUCAAUGAAUUCGCUCUCUCCUCGCUCUCUGCAUCUCUCUGUCUCUGAUGUACGUUUUUAACUCCGAGGCUUUCUCUCAGCCCGCCUGGAGAGGCAAGAUUUCUUGGCUCGCUUUCAUCCUAAACGCAAACACUGCCAAAUUCUCUCUCUCUGUCUCUUUCACUGAGUAAUCGAAGAUGAUCUCCAAUUCUCAGAAGAAGAAGAAAAGGCUUCAGACUCUGUUAGCCAGCAAUCUCUGUAGCAAGCUCACCAUCUCCAUCCCAUCGUCCUCUUCCACCAAAGAGUCCGAGUCCGACUUCGACUUCUCUGAAGUUUUUGGCCCCUCCAGCCCACACCAAAACCCAAUUCCCUCUUUAUCACCGACGUCCACCUCAUCCUCCGGGGACCCACCGGUCAUCCACAACAGGUCCCACUCCUUUGUGGGCCCCUCCCCUCGCUUCACCCUCUCCCGUUCUCUCCCCUUCCAUGCCGAGUCCGCCUCCGAAUCUGAAUCCGAGCCCGAGACAGAGAUCGAAAUUUCCAAUGCUGAUAAGAGCGAGAGAGUCGGGAAAAUUGGGCCCGGUGAUUUUGACAUUUUGAGAGUUGUGGGGCAGGGUGCGUUUGGAAAAGUGUUCCAGGUAGUCAGGAAGAGAGUGAGAGUGGAUACUCCUAAUGAUUGUGAAGGUGGAGGAGAUCGUGAUACUAAUACCGAUGACGAUGGGAUUUACGCCAUGAAAGUGAUGAGGAAGGAUACCAUUAUAAAGAAGAACCAUGUCGAUUACAUGAAGGCCGAGAGGGACAUUCUCACUAAAGUUGUGCACCCAUUUAUUGUUCAGCUCCGCUACUCCUUCCAGACAAAGAGUAAGCUUUACUUGAUUCUGGAUUUUAUAAAUGGAGGGCACCUUUUCUUUCAUCUGUACCGGCAGGGGAUCUUCAGUGAGGAUCAAGCAAGGGUUUAUACUGCUGAGAUAGUAUCUGCCGUUUCACAUCUUCACAAGUGCGGUAUCGUGCAUCGGGAUCUCAAACCCGAAAAUAUUCUCAUGGACGCAGAUGGGCAUGUUAUGCUGACUGAUUUUGGACUGGCAAAGGAAAUUGAUGAAUCGAGCAGAUCAAAUUCAAUGUGUGGGACCACAGAAUACAUGGCUCCUGAGAUUUUACUGUCUAAAGGCCACAAUAAAGAUGCUGAUUGGUGGAGUGUGGGGAUACUCUUGUAUGAGAUGCUAACUGGGCAGCCACCAUAUACACAUGCAAAUAGAAAGAAACUUCAGGAGAAAAUCAUCAAAGAGAAGGUAAAACUUCCGCCUUACCUCACCAGCGAGGCUCACUCUUUGCUCAAAGGAUUACUGCAGAAGGAACCAUUGAGAAGAUUAGGCAGCGGGCCUAACGGAGGGGAUGAGAUUAAAAGUCAUAAAUGGUUUCAAUCAAUCAACUGGAAGAAAUUGGAGGCCAGAGAGCUGCAGCCCAAGUUUAAGCCUGAUGUGAUUGGGAAAAACUGUACAGCCAAUUUUGACAGGUGCUGGACAGCAAUGCCUCCAACUGACUCACCUGCUUCAACACCAACUGCAGGCGAACAUUUCCAAGGGUAUACUUAUGUGGCUCCUAACCCUUGGCUUUCGUCUGGACAAACUUAAGGCUUCUGGCCAAGAAAAGCAUUAUAUGAAGGAGAGGGCUUGAAACAAGACUGCCAUUCAGUUGUAGUCUGUAAGUUUAUAUAUAUAAAGAUCCAUUCAUCUCAUAUAAUUAUUUAUAAAUUGUCGUUAAUAAAUAAUCUCAUAAAUUUUUACUUAGUACUUGCUUUCACUCGUAAACUUUCACUUAGAAAAUGUCUUGUAGUAUAUGUCCAGUUAUGUUUCAUUUCAUUGGUUUUGCUGUGAGCCAUAUCAGCUACAACAUGUUACAUGAGAUCAGAGCUUUGCCCGACAGCUUUGGUUUUUUCUAUGAUAUGUGAAAGCUGCGAGAAGGGUAAGAGGAAUGGCAAAAGGAAUGUUGUUCGACGUGAGAGGCUACAGGGAAAGAGACGAAAGAAAUCAUAUGAAUCUAACUUUUUUCUCUUUCCAUUUUGUGUGUCUUUCCUAUCAUGAAUCCUGCUGGCCCUAUGAUGAUGGCGGAUUGAUCAUGUUUAUUCUGCUUGUGAAAGUUGUACUGCCUAAUAAACUUCAAGUUUUUAAAUAUCUGGUAAUGUUUUUAAAAUAUCUAAUACUCAAGUGAAUUGUGUAUUUGUCAAUUGUCAUGUCCACCAUCAUCGCCUAAAGUUGGAGAUCGAGACAAUUU